AUGGCGGCGCAUAUGUGUGAUGCCUACAGAGCGCCGAGAGUAACAGGGCGGGGUGCCGCCGCGAUCUUUUUUCUGGCUGCGUUACUUGUGAUGACAGAGUCCGAAACGGAGAGGGACGGCAUAUUUUGUGAUGUGCUCUUGUUGCUAUUGCUCCUCUCGCACCCCCACCCUUCCGUUUCUCUCUCCCGGUGUGUGGGAACAGGCGUGAUCAUUGUAGGAGUGGGGAUGCUGCAGGGCACUGGCAGACGUCUGUUUUCAACGUUCGCACUGAACCCCGAGACCACCGUCGCACCGCACGGUCCUCCGCGCGGUCUCAUCAAUCGAUAUGUGUCCAUGGGGCUCCCCCCGUGGGCGGCGUGGUGCAACAAAGUCAAUCGCUAUUCGCUUUACCGUAUGAGUGGCGUGGCCCCGCGCACCCUUCUGCCAAAGGCCCCGCAUGAAAUGGAUGUCAUUUGGCUUAAUGAGCGCGUUCGAGAGCGAGUACGAACCUCUCGAGGGGUUCAGAACGUCUAUCGGCAACUGAAGUACCCUUACGUGAAGACCGGCAUACACUACAGUGACGUGCUGUGCCACUGGGUGCAGGUGCCCAUGGUGGAGGCGGCGAUGUUUGAGGUUGAGAAGGACGGCGGUUUUGACAACUUCGUCUUGAAGCGAUCUGGACCCGAGUUGCGCUCAACAUACGGGGAGCGGGUCCGGCGGCACAUUUUGGUGCGGCAAAAGGAGAUUCGGAAGAAUUUUGUUUUGGACCAGCAAGCGAAGCACCUGGCGGAUGCCAUUUGCGGGGAGGUCCUGUCCUUGCGGGAUGAAAGUGCAGCUGAGGCGGUGCUGGCGAAGUACGGGAUUGAGAAGAAACGAUUCCUGGAGGAGCUGGCGCGUAUCGUCGUCGCGCGAAAGGAGAAGGCGAAUGCUGUAGCCGUGACGGCGGAGGAGCCAUUGCCAUGA
Messenger RNA from Trypanosoma cruzi, 942 nucleotides. RefSeq lists its product as uncharacterized. The transcript has a single exon. The record is from RefSeq and is a predicted model, not a curated record. The coding region runs from base 1 to 942 and encodes 313 amino acids. Gene Ontology annotation, molecular function: structural constituent of ribosome. Lineage: Eukaryota; Euglenozoa; Kinetoplastea; Trypanosomatida; Trypanosomatidae. Gene Ontology annotation, cellular component: mitochondrial large ribosomal subunit.